This is a messenger RNA of Seminavis robusta, 462 nucleotides long. The record is from the annotation of a GenBank genome assembly. NCBI's taxonomy places the organism in Eukaryota, Bacillariophyta, Bacillariophyceae, Naviculales, Naviculaceae.
AUGCAGAUCUUCGUGAAGACCUUGACGGGCAAGACCAUCACUCUUGAUGUGGAGCCGAGUGACACCAUUGAUAAUGUGAAGACAAAGAUCCAGGAUAAAGAGGGUAUCCCACCGGAUCAACAGCGUUUGAUUUUUGCUGGAAAGCAGCUGGAGGAUGGGCGCACCCUCAGUGACUACAAUAUCCAAAAGGAAUCCACGCUUCACUUGGUUCUAAGGCUUCGUGGAGGCGGAAAGAAGAGAAAGAAGAAGGUCUACACUAAGCCAAAGAAGGUCAAGCGAACCAACAAGACAAUAGCUCUUCAAACCCUCAAAUACUAUCGGGUCGAGAGUGACGGCAAGGUGACACGCCUUCGCAAAUACUCUCCUGUUGCUGGAAUUGGUUGCUUCAUGGCUCAGCACCAUGAUCGCUACUACUGCGGAAAAACUGGGACCACUUUCUUGUAUGAUGACAUGAAGGAGUAA